UGGAGUUCAGAGGUCUCUUCAGUCUACUGAAUACUUCCACUUUAAGAAGGCGGCUCCGUCGCAGUGUGUUUAUACGAUCCCAGAAGUAGCACCACCACCACAUGGAAAACGAUACUGUGUUUUUAAUUCAACAUGGCGAAAGCAUAUGCCGCUCUUCCAGUGGAUACAUUUGACAAACUUUAAUGGUGUCUAUAGUUGUGCGUUUAGACAAGAUGAUCGAAAGUUGAUAUUGUUCCUGUGCUCCUGUCUGACUAUUUUUACACCACUGCCAGUGAGUGGAGCUACAGUAAAUGCGGCAACAUACGGCGCGCAGGGAACCGCCAGGGAAAGGAACCGCGAGAAGUGAAAGCGUGCUGGAACGUUAAUCAUACAAGAGGAGUAAUUUAGAAAACGGAAAAGAGAUAUAAACAGUGUUAGUUCGUACCAAAGCAGCGAGUGAGAGUAGCCUACGCUACGUGACAUAGUGAGAUGGACGGACUACGGGGGACGGGCUGUGAGCGCACCUCGACUGACCGCGAGUGAACAGACCGAGCCUGAAGCGGAUUGGGAUGGCAGCAUCCAGCAACUCAAGCCUUUCGGGUUCAUCAGUGUCUUCUGAUCCUGAGGAUUACCAACCGCCCAUAUGGAAGUCUUACUUGUACCGGCUCCAGCAGGAAGCUCCUCGGCCCAAGAGGAUGACCUGCCCUCAGGAGAUGGAGACCAGACCCAAAUAUUACGGCAGAGAGUUCCAUGGCAUGCUAUCGAGAGAGUGUGCAGAUGAGCUACUGGGAGGAGCAGACGGGGCUUACCUCGUCAGAGAGAGCCAGAGACAGCCAGGGACACACACCUUGGCCUUAAGGUUUGGGCACCAGACCCUGAACUACAGACUGUUCUAUGACGGGAAGCACUUUGUGGGGGAGAAGCGCUUUGAGACGGUCCAUGACCUGGUGACGGAUGGCCUCAUCACCCUGUACAUCGAGACCAAGGCAGCAGAGUACAUCGCCAAGAUGACCACCAACCCCAUCUAUGAACACCUGGGCUACACAUCCCUGCUGAAGGACAAGAUGGGGCACCGGCUGAGCCGGGGACGCACUGAACCCCGUAGGGUCACCUUCCAGAGAGAGGACAGUAAGAUCACCACUUCUCCUCUGGUACGGCACAGCACCCUGAAAGACUGCCCCUCCGAGAAGCAGAGCUCCUAUGACAAGAUCCACAACUUCAAGGUUCAUACUUUCCGAGGGCCUCACUGGUGCGAGUAUUGUGCCAACUUCAUGUGGGGCCUCAUAGCCCAAGGGGUCCACUGCUCAGGUAACCUCCUCUUCCAUUCAGACAUCCCAACACUACUCACUGCUGACCUAGCUACCAUCACUGACCUUUCAUGGGUACUUCAUCACAUUAGAGCACCGUCCCAAAUAUCACCCUAUUACCUAUGUAGUCCACGUGUGUAGGGCUCAUAGGGUUCUGAGCUAGAGUUUUACAGGGAAUUGGAUGCAAUUUGGGAUGAAAGCCUAAAGAAAAUAACUCCAAUCCCUGAUCAGACCCUUGGGGUCCUGUUAACAUCCCUGAUCAGACCCCUGGGGUCCUGUUAACAUCCCUGAUCAGACCCUUGGAGUCCUGUUAACAUCCCUGAUCAGACCCUUGGAGUCCUGUUAACAUCCCUGAUCAGACCCUUGGAGUCCUGUUAACAUCCCUGAUCAGACCCUUGGAGUCCUGUUCACAUCCCUGAUCAGACCCCUGGGGUCCUGUUAACAUCCCUGAUCAGACCCCUGGAGUCCUGUUAACAUCCCUGAUCAGACCCCUGGGGUCCUGUUAACAACCCUGAUCAGACCCUUGGGGUCCUGUUAACAUCCCUGAUCAGACCCUUGGGGUCCUGUUAACAUCCCUGAUCAGACCCUUGGGGUCCUGUUAACAUCCCUGAUCAGACCCCUGGGGUCCUGUUAACAUCCCUGAUCAGACCCCUGGAGUCCUGUUAACAUUCCUGAUCAGACCCCUGGGGUCCUGUUAACAUCCCUGAUCAGACCCCUGGAGUCCUGUUAAUCCAUUUCUGCCCAGAGGGAUGUUAAGUCAACAUGUUCAAUAAAUCAUCCAUGUAACCAGGUGUUGUCUCAUUUUAUCCCCCGUGUUUACCACAAAUAAACAAUAUGACUUCCAAGUUUUGAUUUAUUUCAAGAAUUCACGUUUGAUCAAAUAUCAAUCAAAUUGGACAACUGAUCGGACGUCUCUGUCCGGUUGGGUUUCAUGUCAUGUGACUAAUGUCAUGUGACUAAUUGUAACACAUGAGAUAUCAAACUUGAAAUGCCUAAUAAUGUAUUUAUUUUUAAAUGCUAUGACAAUAAAUAGGGUAUUACAAUAUUAUGUUCAAGCCUGGAUCAUGUCAUGGAAUGUAGAGUCCAGGAAAUGUGGUCUGUUCCAUGUAAAUCAAUGGUUGGAUGAGGCCUGUGAAAUGUAGUAAUUUAGCAUUCCUCAGUGACACCUGGGACAAACCAGUUCCCCCGGCGACUAUGGCUGUCAACUAUUUAUAAACAAGACAGACGCUCACAGAGAGCGUAGAAGGUGCAUCAACGGGACACACCCAGUCAAGCAAGGACAUCCAAAUACUGUAUCCACAAAACUGCAACAAGGCUGGCUGUGCUGUCAAAUCUAAUUUUAUUGGUCACAUACACAUGGUUAGCAGAUGUUAUUGCGAGUGUAGCGAAAUGCUUGUGCUUCUAGUUCCGACAGUGCAGUAAUAUCUAACAAGUAAUCUAACAAUUCCACAACAACUACCUAAUACACACAAAUCUAAGUAAAAAAAGUGAAUAAGAAUAUAUACAUAUAAAUAUAUGGAUGAGCAAUGACAGAGCGGCAUGGGCAAGAUGCAAUAGAUGGUAUAAAAUACAGUAUAUACAUAUGAGAUGAGUAAUGCAAGAUAUGUAAACAUUAUUAAAGUGGCAUUCUUAAAGUGACUAGUGAUCCAUUUAUUAAAGUGGCCAAUGAUUGAGUCUGUAUGUAGGCAGCAGCAUCUGUGUUAGUGGCUGUUUUAGGUCUGAUGGCCUUGAGAUAGAUGUUUUUCAGUCUCUCGGUCCCAGCUUCAAUGCACCUGUACUGACCUCGCCUUCUGGAUGGUAGCGGGGUGAACAGGCAGCGGCUCGGGUAGUUGUUGUCCUUGAUUAUCUUUUUGGGCUUCCUGUGACAUCAGGUGCUGUAGGUGUCCUGGAGGGCAGGUAGUUUGCCCCCGGUGAUGCGUUGUGCAGACCGCAUCACCCUCUGGAGAGCCUUGCGGUUGAGGGCGGUGCAGUUGCUGUACCAGGCGGUGAUACACCCCGACAGGAUGCUCUCAAUUGUGCAUCUGUAAAAGUUUGUGAGGGUUUUAGGUGACAAGCCACAUUUCUUCAGCCUCUUGAGGUUGAAGAGGCGCUGUUGCGCCUUCUUCACCACACUGUCUGUGUGGAUGGACCAUUUCAGUUUGUCUGUGAUGUGUACACCGAGCAACGUAACGUUCCACCUUCUCCACUGCUGUCCCAUUGAUGUGGAUAGGGGGGUACUCCCUCUGCUGUUUCCUGAAGUUCACGAUCAUCUCCUUUGUUUUGUUGAUGUUGAGUGAGAGGUUGUUUUACUGACACCACACUAUGAGUGCCCUCACUUCCUCCCUAUGGGGGGUCUCGUCAUCGUUGGUGAUCAAGCCUACUAUUGUUGUGUGGUCUGCAAACUUGAUGAUUGAGUUGGAGGUGUGCAUGGCCAUGCAGUCAUGGGUGAACAGGGAGUACAGGAGGGGGCUGAGCACGCACGCAAGGUGGAGGUUAUAUGAUCCUUGACUAGUCUCUCAAAGCACUUCAUGAUGACAGAAGUGAGUGCUACGGGGCGAUAGUCAUUUAGUUCAGUUACCUUUUGUCUUCUUGAGUACUGGAACAAUGGUGGCCAUCAUGAAACAUGUGGGGACAGGAGACUGGGAUAGGGAGAGAUGGAAUAUGUCCGUUAACAUGCCAGCUGGUCUGCGCAUGCUCUGAGGACGCGGCUAGGGAUGCCGUCUGGGCCGGCAGACUUGCGAGGGUUAACACGUUUAAAUGCCUUACUCCCAUCGGCCACAGAGAAGGAGAUCCCACAGUCCUUGGUAGCAGGCCGUGUCUGUGGCACUGUAUUAUCCUCAAAGCAGGCAAAGAAGGUGUUUUUGUUUUUCCUUUUGUAGUCCGUGGUUGUUUGUAGACCCUACCACAUAUAUGUCGUGUCUUAGCCGUUGAAUUGUGACUCCACUUUGUCUCUAAUACUGACAUUUUGCUCGUUUGAUUACCUUGCGGAGGGAAUAACUACACUGUUUGUAUUUGGCCAUAUUCCCAGUCAGUUUUCCAUGGUUAAAUGUGGUGAUUUGCACUUUCAGUUUGGUGCGAAUGCCACCAUCUAUCCACAGUUUCUGGUUAGGGUAGGUUUUAAUAGUCACAGUAGGUACAACAUCUCCUACACACUUUCUUAUAAACUCACUCACCGAAUCAGCGUAUACGUCGAUAUUACUCUCUGAGGCUACCCGGAACAUGUCCCAGUCUGCGAGAUCAAAACAAUCCCGUCUGGCCGUGCCGUCUGGUCUGGCCGUCUGGUCUGGCCGUCUGAUCGUGCCGUCUGGUCUGGCCGUGCUGUCUGAUCGUGCCGUCUGGUCUGGCCGUGCCGUCUGAUCGUGCCGUCUGGUCUGGCCGUGCCGUCUGAUCGUCUGGUCUGGCCGUGCCGUGCCGUCUGAUCGGGCCGUCUGGUCUGGCCGUGCCGUCUGAUCGUGCCGUCUGGUCUGGCCGUGCCGUGCCGUCAUGCUUUGUAAUGGAGAUCUUUUUUAAGGAGUGGUUUUAACCCGUUUCAGUGCUUCAGUACAUUGGGAAAAUAUCACAAUACUGUUCAUAUCAUUCCAAUUGUGAAGUUAAAUCGAGUGAAAAGGGACACAUGUACUGUAGCUGUCCUUAGAGCUUCCUGCCAGAUAAAAUGAUGUAAUAUUUAGGGUUGCAAAGCUACCGGUAAGUUACCAUAUUGUCCAUGAGUUUCUAGUAGAUAGACCAUAUGGUUGAAGAGAAAACGGCAUAAUAAUGCAAAAAGCAUUUAAUCAACAAUGACAUUAUUUUUUAUGAACCGUGACACUCUAACUUUUGUCACA
Salvelinus fontinalis (brook trout) is the source of this 5086-nucleotide messenger RNA. RefSeq names its product beta-chimaerin-like. The coding region runs from base 549 to 1427 and encodes 292 amino acids. The record is from RefSeq and is a predicted model, not a curated record. The transcript is spliced from 8 exons. Gene Ontology annotation, molecular function: GTPase activator activity. Lineage: Eukaryota; Metazoa; Chordata; Actinopteri; Salmoniformes; Salmonidae. Gene Ontology annotation, biological process: regulation of GTPase activity.